AUGUACUGCAAUCCAACUGUUUCUCCUGACACCGAUACGACCGAGCUCAGAAAGAUCUUUCGAGGCCCCCCGAAGAGUGAUGGGAAAACAUUUAGCACCUUUACUUUGUUUGAAUUGAUACGGAAACUCGAUCAGAAAGAGAUUAAAACAUGGGCACAAUUGGCUAUCGAUUUGGGGGUGGAGCCGCCGUCUUUGGAAAAGGGACAAAGUGCUCAAAAGGUUCAGCAGUAUGCAGUGAGGCUCAAACGAUGGAUGCAUGCCAUGCAUGUGGAUGCUUUCUUCGAGUUUCUAUUGAACAAACCCCACGUAUAUUAUACUCAAGUACCUCCGAUUAACGACCCUUCAUCCGAGUUUGGACGGGAUGGAGUUGCCGCUGAGGAAGACCUGGCUCUCCGUGCAUUACUACCAGAGACUCGGCCGAAACGAGGACGACGGAAAGCAGAGGAUAGGGAUGAAAGUGAUACAGGAAAAUCGCCAUCACAACGUCCUCGUCUGGAUUCUCCUACGUUAUCCGAAGACUUUAUGAUGGCCAGAGCUUCAUUGAUUGGAGAUAACACGACUCCCUCGACAGCUCAUCCAGACUUUCAACAAAGCUUCAACGAUAGAAUGGCCCCGUGGUCCGCAACUGAAAUACGAACCGCUGCUUCAGAUACAUCUUUCCGGUGGCCACCAACAGAGAGUAGUCAACCUCUAUCAACACAACCUUUAUCAGCUUAUCCCCAGUCUGCCAUUACGCCAACAAGUCGAACAAAUCUUUGGAGUGACGCGAACGAACCUCGAUCAGCUGUCACACCCAAGACUCGGGUACGGCGGCGGCACGGGCCAGCAGUUUCCUCAGCAUGGCCAAGUAAAGGCGGCAUGUCUUCGGGCAAGCUUAGGGGGAGACCACCAAACAACCGUUCCAUUACAGAUGGACCUUUCUCCACCUUCCCCGUAAAUCCAGGGGGCGCCAGAGACGUCCCGACAAUAAGUCUUGGAGACAACACUCCAACACAAACUCCUGUUGUGGGAAACUCCGAUGUGUCUCAUUUCUUUUCUGCGGGAAUGCAAGCAAACGAUCCAAAUUCGCAAAAUCAGAACGGGAGACCCGGUCGGCUACAACUUCAAGUACCCGAACGGCAAGGCGGGGCAGUCCGACUUGCUACGCCUCCGCAGGUACUUGUCAAUGGCCCAAUGGACACAGGUUCGGUGGACUCGGAAAUGCACCAAGAGCUAUCAUCAAAUCCGCAGCACAUCGCUCCCAUGAUGGAAUAUUUCAUCAGUCCUGGGGAUCAAGACCCCAAUUUUCCCGGUUUUGUGAGCUUUGCUUUUCGCCAGAACAAGGAUACAGAUCGCACCAACAUGGAUGCUCUGGAGAGCCACUUUAUCUGCGAGAUCUUGUCCGCAGAAUGGUAUGAUGGAGCAGGAAAAAAUAUUGAUAGGUGCAGUAUUGAUGAGGCUGACAAGAUCUGCGAACAAGUCAUCAAGAACCUGCAAGCCGAAUCAAGCAGUACCGAAGCUUUCUUGAUCAAUCUGUCAGCGCUUGCUGGUGGUCCUCUGAUGAGUCGGCUUAAAAUGACGAGACGUGAUCAAGGUACUGUAAGCCAUUACGAGUGCCAGUGGAAAAUGAGGUUUGGCUCCAUUGAGGGCGACUUUACGAUCAGAGCUACUGUCGACCACAGCGUUAAUUCAGCAGCCUUAGAGCAAGGGCCAGAGGAUGCGGAAGAUUCAUGGAAGAAGAGGUAUCUAGAUCUUCGACAGCAGAUCAAAGAGAGAGAUUCAGUGGUUGGAGGACUCAAGAGAGGCAUUAUGGAUGCACUGGUUGUCUCGAACAAGUUCACGAACAUGUGA
Hyaloscypha bicolor E is the source of this 1830-nucleotide messenger RNA. RefSeq lists its product as uncharacterized. The transcript is spliced from 3 exons. NCBI's taxonomy places the organism in Eukaryota, Fungi, Ascomycota, Leotiomycetes, Helotiales, Hyaloscyphaceae. The coding region runs from base 1 to 1830 and encodes 609 amino acids. The record is from RefSeq and is a predicted model, not a curated record. Gene Ontology annotation, molecular function: DNA replication origin binding.